This is a messenger RNA of Prunus armeniaca (apricot), 198 nucleotides long. The record is from the annotation of a GenBank genome assembly. NCBI's taxonomy places the organism in Eukaryota, Viridiplantae, Streptophyta, Magnoliopsida, Rosales, Rosaceae.
AUGCUCAGUACUGAAGACCUUGUAUGCGUAGAAAGAUCAGACAUAAUGCUUGAUGGAGUUGUUGGAUGUGCUAGCCAAAGUAGGGCCGCCGCUGAUGGUGGAGAUCAUGUUGAUCUGGCGCUGGUGGGGGCUUGGGAGAGGUGGAAGUGCGAUGCAGGAUUCUGUAUCAUGGUCGUUGAAUUGGUGAAAAUGGCAUAA